AUGUCUGAUCAAACAUCAUCAGGUGUUGUGAAACACGAGUCUUCAGAGAAGUUGGAUGAAACCCUUUCCAACGAUCAAGAUUUGACGUUUGAUGAAGAAUUUAGAAGGGCUGAUGCUGAGGAAGAAGAAGAUCAAGCUACUUUGAAGCGUCCUCGUCCAGAGCAACCGGAAGAGGAAGAAGGGGGAAAUCAAGAAGAGGAGGAGGAUGACGAUGAAGAUGACGAGGAUGACGAAGAAGAUGAAGAAGUAACUGGUCGUAAAAGAAAGCGGAGAAGAGGUGCCAACCAGUUCAUUGAUAUCGAAGCCGAAGUCGACGACGAAGAAGAAGACGAAUUGGACGAAGACGACGAAGAAGCAGAAUUGUUGCGUGAACAAUUCAUCACUGAGGAUCAUGCUGUAGAUGAAAUCUCCAAAGAACACGUCGAUGACAGAUUACAUAGACAAUAUGACCGUCGUAGACAAGAAGCCGAAGACCAAGAUGCAGAACAAUUGGCAGAAACUUUAAAGCAGAGAUAUAGAAAGACCCAUACUGUGUACAGAGGAGAAACUGCCACAAGUGGAACUGUUUCUCAGAAGUUGCUUAUGCCUUCCAUUAAUGAUCCUUCUAUUUACGCCAUUAGAUGUACCUCAGGUAGAGAAAAGGACUUGGUUCGAAAGUUGUAUGAAAAGAAGAGAACUUUGGAUAGACUGAAGAACCCAUUGGAUAUCUUGACUGUUUUCCAAAGAGACGCAUUCAGAGGAUAUAUUUAUAUUGAAGCUAAAAGACCUGAUGCCAUUGACAAGGCCCUUUCUGGGAUGGUUAAUGUUUACAUUAGAGACAAGUUGUUGGUUCCUGUCAAGGAAUACCCCGAUUUAUUGAAACAAGUUAAGUCUACUGAUGUGGAAUUGGUUCCUGGUAUCUAUGUUAGAAUCACCAGAGGUAAAUACAAGGGAGAUCUUGCCAUUGUUGAUAACUUAUCUGAAAAUGGGUUAGAUGUACGUUGUAAGUUGGUUCCUAGAUUAGAUUAUGGAAGAAAUGAUGAAUUUGAUCAAAAUGGUAAGAGAAUCAGACUGAAGGUUAGGCCAAUGCCAAGAUUAUUCAGCGAGCAAGAAGCCAAGAUGUAUGAUAAUGAAGGGUUAGUGCACAGAAGUUCCAGAAACUAUUUGUACAGAAAUGACGAAUAUAUUGAUGGUUUCUUGUACAAGGAUUUCAAAUUACAAUUUGUCCAAACUAAAGAUGUUCAUCCAACUUUGGAAGAAUUAGACCGAUUCCAAACCGGUAAUGAAGAAGAUGGAUUGGAUUUAGCUGCUAUUGCUGCUUCCUUAAAGAACAAGAAUCAAGCUGACGGGAAACAAUCAACUGCAUUCCAACCAGGCGAUAAAGUUGAAAUUAGACGAGGUGAACAAGCCAAGACCGUGGGUAUUGUUCUUGAAGCUUCUUUAAAUGAAAUUGUGAUUACCGUGACUGAUAGUGGUGAUCCAAAAUUCGUCAACCAAAGAUUGACUGUUCCUCCUAAUGAUUUAAGAAAGAUUUUCAACGAAGGUGACCAUGUCAGAAUUGUUGAAGGUAAGCAUUUUGAUGAGACUGGGUUGGUUAUCAAGAUUGACGGGGAUUCCGUUGUUCUUGUCAGUGAUCAAACUAGAGAGGAUGUUCGUGUGUUUGCCAACUAUUUAGUUAAAGCUACUGAUGCUUCUACUAAUGCUGAUCUGGCUAAUAGCAUGUAUGAUAUCAAGGAUUUGGUUGAAUUGAAUGCAUCUACUGUCGGGGUUAUUGUCAAGGCUGAAAAAAAUAUCUUUGAAAUUCUUACCUCCGAUGGUCGUCUUUUGAAUGUUAGACCUUCAGGUAUUGCGUCCAAAUUAAAAUUAUCUCGUCGUGAACAAGUUGCCACUGAUAGAAAUGGAUUGACUAUAAAAGUGGGUGAUACAGUAAGAGAGUCGCUUGGUGAUAAAAAGAGAGAGGGUGUCAUUUUACAUAUUUACAAAAACUCCUUGUUCAUUAAGCUGAAUGAAAUAAUAGAAAAUUUGGGUAUAUUCGUUACCAACAGAAUGAAUGUCAACACAAUCACUACUAAGGAUUCAAUCAUGUCCAAGAACUUGGGUCCUGAUUUAAGUAGUAUGAAUCCAAAUUUGAAGUUACCAAACCCAGCUGCUUCCGUCACAGGAUUCAAAACCCAUGUUGGUGGUAGAGAUAAAUUGUUGUACAAGGAUGUUGCAGUUACUAGUGGUAGUUACAAGGGUUUGAAGGGUAAGGUCACUGAAACUGACGAUAUUUACGCCAGAAUUGAGUUGCACACCAAGAGUAAAAAGAUUAAGGUUCCAAAGAAUAAUUUGAAUGUUUUGAUCCGUGGUGAAGCAGUUCCAUACUUGAGAUUCAUUGGUGCUUCUCCAGCACAACAACAGCAACAACAGCCGGGUGGAUACAACAAGCCAAAAGCUCCUGCCUUCAGUUCUGGUUCUGCUUGGAAUGGAGGCGGUGCUGCUACUGGUGCUGGAUCCACUUGGGGUGGAGGUGCUUCUUCAUGGCAAGGAGGUAAGACUCCUUCUUAUGGAAGUGCUUCAACUUGGGGUGGUGCUCCUGGUGGUGGUAGUGGUGGUGGUGCCAGUGCUUGGUCUGGUGGAAAAACUCCGGGAAGUAAUUCUGCAUGGGGUGCAUCUACUGGAGCUGGUGACAAUUCUACCUGGGGUGGUUCUGGAGGUAGCAACUCAACUUGGGGUGGUGCUAGAAAGGGCAACAACUCUACAUGGGGUGCAGGUGCUGAUAAAGGAAACGGAUCUAAAUGGGGUGGUAAUGGAGGCAACUCUACUUGGGGAUCUGGGGGAGGCAAUUCCACCUGGGGUGGUAAUUAA
Molecule: messenger RNA, 2826 nt
Organism: Spathaspora passalidarum NRRL Y-27907
Lineage: Eukaryota; Fungi; Ascomycota; Pichiomycetes; Serinales; Debaryomycetaceae
Gene: SPT5
Product: transcription elongation factor
Exons: 1
Coding region: 1-2826 (941 amino acids)
Biological process (GO): regulation of DNA-templated transcription elongation; regulation of transcription by RNA polymerase II; transcription elongation by RNA polymerase II
Cellular component (GO): DSIF complex
Molecular function (GO): mRNA binding
Source: RefSeq, a predicted model, not a curated record